Molecule: messenger RNA, 5803 nt
Organism: Ochotona curzoniae (black-lipped pika)
Lineage: Eukaryota; Metazoa; Chordata; Mammalia; Lagomorpha; Ochotonidae
Gene: CFAP44
Product: cilia and flagella associated protein 44
Exons: 34
Coding region: 1-5469 (1822 amino acids)
Molecular function (GO): protein binding
Source: RefSeq, a predicted model, not a curated record
AUGACCGCAGACCUGAUUCUCGUGUGUACCAGUCAGUCUGCUACAAAAGAUGAUACAAAAGAAGAAACAUUUACUGAAGGGGAAGAAUCCUAUGUAGAUGGAAAAGACUCAGAUGAGGAAAAUUUAGAAGGAAGUUCAAGUUCAAUUCAAUAUGGUUACAUGGAAGACAUUGCAGCACCUCCAGAAGCCCCUGCUCCAGCUUCAGAAGAGGUUGAGGAGCCUGUAAAGAAGAAAAUAUCGGAGAGUUUCUUCUACGAUUACUCAGAGCUUGCUUCGAUGCCUUUUGUGACUCCAGAUUCGAACAUACCAUUGGAUCUUCUCACAGUUGUACAUUCUUUUGGAUAUGACUGCAGAAAACGAGCCAACCUACAGCUUCUGGACAGCAGUACUGCAUUAUACAUCGCUGGGAACCAGCUGAUCCUCCUGAAUUUAAAAACCAAGGAACAGACCUAUCUGCGAAGCAGCAGUGGGGAAGGAAUUGGUGUCAUUGGGGUUCAUCCACAGAAAACUCACUUCACAGUAGCUGAAAAAGGAAGUUAUCCAAAGAUCAUCAUCUAUGAAUAUCCUUCUCUGAAACCCUACAGAAUACUUCGGGAUGGGGCAGAGAAGGGGUAUGCUUAUGUGGACUUUAACUUCAGGGGUACUUUACUGGCCUCUGUGGGGAGCAGUCCCGAUUACACACUGACCAUCUGGAACUGGAAAGAAGAGCAACCCAUACUGCGGACAAAAGCUUUUACUCAAGAAGUUUUUAAAGUGACAUUCAAUCCUGAAGAUGAAGAGCAGCUUACGACAUCAGGAUCAGGCCACAUCAAAUUCUGGGAAAUGGCUUUUACAUUCACUGGUCUCAAACUUCAGGGAGCACUGGGUCGAUUUGGCAAAACAGCUACUACUGAUAUUGAAGGCUAUAUGGAGCUCCCGGAUGGGAAGGUACUGUCAGGGUCAGAAUGGGGCAACAUGCUGCUUUGGGAUGGUGGUCUUAUCAAGGUGGAACUAUGUCGAGCUGCCAGAAAGUCUUGUCACCAUGGGCCUAUCAACCAGAUAAUGCUAGAUGAGGGGGAAGUGAUCACUGUUGGCUCAGAUGGAUGUAUCAGGAUAUGGGAUUUUGAGACGAUAGACACUGCUGAUACUGUUGAUGAAACUGGAUUGUUAGAGAUUGAGCCUAUUAAUGAACUUCAAGUAGACAAGAAUGUCAAACUCUUCUCUAUGAUAAAAAUGAAUGAGUCUGGAAAUAACUUUUGGCUGGCUCAAGAUGCCAAUGGAGCCAUAUGGAAGCUUGACCUUAGUUUUUCAAAUAUCACUCAGGAUCCAGAAUGUCUUUUUUCCUUCCACUCUGGAGCCGUUGAAGCCUUGGCCAUGUCUCCUGUCACUUAUCUCAUGGCCACGACCGCCUUGGACUGCUCUGUUCGAAUCUAUGACUUUGCUAGCAAAACUCCUUUGAUUCAAAUGAAAUUCAAGCAAGGAGGUACGACCAUUGCUUGGGUACCCCAAAUGGUAAGCUACAGUGGAGCACAAAUUAUUGUAGGAUUUGAAGAUGGAGUUGUUCGAAUCCUUGAACUUUAUGAUCCAAAAGGUCUCACAAUUUUUGCAGGACGGAAGAAAGUUUUGGAUGCAGAUAUUCACUUGAGACAGGUUUUUAAACCACAUACUGAUUGUGUCACUGCUUUAGCUUAUGAACGUGAUGGGGAAAUCCUAGCUACAGGGAGUAAAGAUCAUACUGUUUUUUUCUUUGAUGUGGAAAAGGAUUAUAAGCCAAUUGGUUAUAUUAACACUCCUGGACCUGUUAUCCAAUUAAUAUGGUCUACAAUCUCUCAUCCUGAAAACACUUUACUCAUAAUCUGUCAGAAUGGCUAUGUCCUUGAAGCUCCGUGUCCAAUCCUAAAGGAAGAAGAGGAUGAUCAUGAUCUAGCUUCCUAUGAAAUCAAAGACAUGCACCUAAAGUGUUUCCAUUACUCAAGUGUCAAAUCUAAGAUUCUGAGACUAAUAGAAAUAGAAAAAAGAAAGAAGAAAAAGGAAUUGAAGGAACAAGAAAGGGAAGAAAGGAGGAAGCUAAGAGAAGAAAUGGGAGAAAAUGGAGGGAAAGAAGUAGAGGAGCUAGAGGAGGAAGAGGAAGAGGAACCAUUACCUGAAAUCUUUAUGCCACCAACCCCUUCUCCCAUCCUGUGUGGAUUUUACUCUGGGCCAGAGAAAUUCUGGAUUUCUUUGGGUGGCUAUGACUCUGGUUUCCUAUAUCACUGUCAAUUCCCCCCGUAUGAUAAAGACAGUGAUUUUGAAGAACAGAAAGAUGAACCUAUUGAUUUCCGUUUUAUUGAUGAUGCUGAAGAUAACCCCAUCCAAACCAUCACUUUCAGCAUUAACAAAACUAUGAUGUUUUGUGGUAUGAGAAAUGGAGCAAUUCGAGUUUAUGUCUUAAGUGAAAAUGACACUUCGUUGACCAGUUUGGUGGACUAUUGGCACUUCAACAUGCAUGACAAUAAUUACGGAUGCAUUACAAGCAUUUCUACCAGUUUUGAUGACCGUUUCUUGGUGACUGCUGGAACAGAUAGCAAUAUCUUUGUUUUCGAUGUUUUUUCUGAAUUUGAAUUUAAAAAAGGCCUCAAAGCCAAAGUGCCAUCUCCCAGGUAUGGAAUUGAAUCAGAGCCGAUUCCAGAAGAUAUUGAAGAUCCUAAAGAGUAUAGUAUUGAGAAUGCCAGGAGGAAAAGAGAGCAUGAUAAGUUAAUGAGAGAAGUAGAAGAAAUAAAAGCUGGGAAGAGACAACAAAUCAAAGCUUUGAGGAAAGAGUUUUUGAAACUAUUAGCACUGAAUAGAGAAUUACCAACGCAUAUGCAGUUUAAACGGACAGAUUUUGAUCUUGAUUCAAAAAUUCGUGCUGAUAUUGGCAGAAGAACAGCUCACAAAAUUCAACAAGUGGAGAAAGAACUCGCCUGGGAAAAAGAGAAGCAUGAACUUGGCCUAAAGAAGCUACAGAAUAGAUUCCGUGAUACACUGGAAGGUGAUAUUGUCGUUGUUCAUGCCAUCAAAAGUGACCACAAGAUAUCUUCCUAUAGGCUGGUGAAGCCUUCCAAGUACUCCAAAUCCAAGCGAUCAAGUCAGUCAGAGAGAAGACCAAGCAAAUUUGAGAGGUUUGAGAAGGAAGGACUUGGAAAAAAGGAUAGCAGGAGAGAAACAGGUGAAAGCGUUAGCAUAAUUGAAGAAGCAAUAAUUGAAAAAGAGAAGAAAGUUCGGCCUAGAACGCUAAGUGAAAUUAUGAUAGAAAAUCAAAUAGAAAAAACAAGGAAACUGAUAUUAAAGGCUGAAAAGGCCCAGCAAAAGAUACAGCAGCGCAAAAAAGAAUGGGAGGAACUAUACAGGAGUAAGCCUGGCGAUGACUAUGAAGACCCUAAAGAUGUCCAAGCAAUCAAAGAAGCCCAAGUGUUCAUGGGAGAUUUCAAUCUGAAGACUGCCCCAGACUAUAAGAUACCAGAACACAUGAGAAUAAAUGCUGCCAAGAAGGAAGAGGAACUAGGACAACUGGAUUCCAUGGCCCAUGGAAAGAAAAUGCACAUGAACAGGUGCAUUCUCUCUCUCCGAGAUCUUAAAAUAGCUGUUAUUGAUGAAAUACAGUGCCUGGUGCAAGAACUGAAGAACAUUCAGUUGUCUCUGGAUAAAUCCAAACACAUCCCCAUUCCUGAGAUACCUCAGAUAUACCCAGAAGAAGUUCCAGAAAGGAGAUUUCACUAUGAUGAAGAAACUCUCCUAAGUUUUAAGCGUGAGCGUGCGAAAAGUCUUGAUGAAAGUUCAUACCAAGUGGAGCAGGUGGAGUCUGCAAGCUCAGCUGGAGGAUUCCUCAGACAUUCAAUUUUAAAGGAUGCAGAUUUGGUAACACGAGAUUCAGUAUCUAGGUCAUCAAGACCAUCUGUAUACAGUCUGGAUAUUCCCAAGGUGGCAGAAUUUGGAAAAGCAGAGCCAACGGAUGUGGAGCUGGAGAUUAUGAAGAGGGAUGAGAUUAAACACUUGUACAUGCAGCAGUACUUGUCUAACAGGAUCAAAGAACUGAUCAUCACUUUUGACGCUGAACUCCGACUCCUGAGACAUCAGAAACUGAAACUAGACACCCAGAUGAAAUUAUCAGACCUGCACCAUCUCACAUUGUUUCAAGAAAUGCUUCUCCUGAAGAAUUAUGAAAAGCAGGAGAACAUACUUCAAGAACGUGUGAAUUUGCUAGACAAGGAGGAGCAGGACAUGCAGUGGAAAAUAAAUGAAACUCUUAAAGAGAUGGAAGAGAAAAAGAAUGAAAUCACUAAGCUCCAGGAGCAAGAAAAGGCACUUUAUGCUGGUUUCCAAGCAGCCGUUGGAGAAAACAAUAAAUUUGCUAACUUCCUCCUGAAAGUCCUAAAGAAGAAGAUUAAAAGAGUAAAGAAAAAGGAAGUUGAAGGAGAAGCUGAUGAAGAUGAAGAAAGUGAGGAAUCGAGUGAGGAAGAAUCCAGCUUGGAGAGUGAUGAAGAUGAGUCUGGAUCGGAAGAUGAGGUGUUUGAUGAUUCCAUCUGUCCAACGAGUUGUGAUCCAGCGCUUUUCGAACUGGCUAUUCAACUUCGAGAGAAAAGACUGGACAUUGAGGAGGCCUUAGUUGAAGAAAAGAAAAUUGUUGAUAACCUCAAAAAGGAGUAUGAUGCAUUGUCCAAAAAAGUGAAAGUUGUGGCAGCGAAUCUGAACACAGCAGAGGAGGCGCUGGAGGCCUAUCAGCGAGAGAAACAGCAGCGACUCAACGAGCUGUUGGUGGUGAUGCCACUCAAACUCCACCAGAUAGAGUAUAUGGUAUUUGGAGAAAUACCUAGUGAUCUUUCUGGCACUUUGGUCUUCUCUAACCACUCUUUGGGGAGGCUGCAGGAACGAAUUGUACAACUCCAAGAAGAAAAUUCCCAGCAGCAAAAGCUUAACAAAGAAUGCCGAGAGAGGCGCAAGCUGCUCAUCCGGGAAAAGAGAGAGAUGUCCAAAACUAUCCACAAAAUGGAAGAAACAGUCCGGCAGCUAAUGGUCAGCAAGUUUGGCCGUGUCAUAGACCUUGAGGCCCUUCAGACCCUUUCUGUGAACACAACUCUUGAGGAAUUGAAGAUCAGAAAACUUCGAAAGGAGCUAUCGAAUGCAAAGGAGAUGAAGAUGUGGGAGGAAAAGAUUGCUCAAAUGCGGUGGGAACUGAUGGUGAAGACCAAAGAGCACACCAAAAAGCUUCAUCAGAUGAAUGAUUUAUGCAUUGAAAAAAAGAAACUUGAUUCUCGGUUGAAUACACUACAAAACCAGCAGGGCAACGCCUUCCAGAGGCCCCGCAAAGUGGACAUCGUGGCAAGAGAGAGAGCCACCGAACUGAUCCACGCCCAGGCCGAAAAGAUUUCAGCCUUAAAGCAAGAGAUCGCUCUUCUGCGUAACAAAAGUGGCCUUAUCCUCCCUCCCAUCCCAUCUGUGCAAGACACUGACAUGAAGCCCAUGGACCAGUAAGUGGAUGUGCUUUUUUCUCAAGCCCAGCCAGGAUGUGCAGUGUAAUCUGCCAUUGUGUUUAUUACCUGCAGCAGGUCCAUUAAAGCAACUGAACCUAAUUCUCUAAAAUCAGGCCAAGUCACAGUUUCAAUAAUUUUCCUCCCACUGGGUUAUUUUUUUAACUGGCAGCAGCACACAAAAUCUACUUCUUAUCGAGCCAAACCAUUGUAGGUGUUUGAAACCUACUAAAUUGUAUCGUCUAGGGGCGAGAAGGCAUCUGCUUUGUAUUUUUGUCUGAGGGAAUAUUUGUCCUUCUGGCAUUCUGAAUUUUUAGCCAUUGGCAAUAAACACUAUC